Molecule: messenger RNA, 369 nt
Organism: Perkinsus marinus ATCC 50983
Lineage: Eukaryota; Perkinsozoa; Perkinsida; Perkinsidae
Exons: 4
Coding region: 1-369 (122 amino acids)
Source: RefSeq, a predicted model, not a curated record
AUGCCUCGUAUUGGGGCUGAUAUGCCUCGUAUUGGGGCUGAUAUGCCUCGAAUUGGGGCUGAUAUGCCUCGUAUUGGGGCUGAUAUGCCUCGUAUUGGGGCUGAUAUGCUUCAUACUGGGGCGCAUAGGCCUCGUAUUAUGGCGGACAUGUCUUGUAUUGGGGCUGACACGACUCGUCUUGAGACGUGUACCUUGUCUUGGGACGGGUACGCCUUGUAUUGGGGUGGGCAUGCCUUGUACUGGGGCAGAUAUGCCUUGUAUUGGGGCGGGUAUGCCUUGUAUUGGGACGGGUAUGCCUUGUAUUGGGCUUGGUGUGCCUUGUAUUGGGGGUGGUUUGUCUUGCAUUGGGGCGGGUAUACCUCGUUCUAA